Oppia nitens is the source of this 1649-nucleotide messenger RNA. Its product is annotated as zinc finger MYND domain-containing protein 11-like. The transcript has 2 exons. Gene Ontology annotation, biological process: regulation of transcription elongation by RNA polymerase II. The coding region runs from base 119 to 1585 and encodes 488 amino acids. Lineage: Eukaryota; Metazoa; Arthropoda; Arachnida; Sarcoptiformes; Oppiidae. Gene Ontology annotation, molecular function: transcription corepressor activity; protein binding. The record is from RefSeq and is a predicted model, not a curated record.
UUUGUGUGGUUUGUAUUGAAGAAAAUGGAAUGAAAGCUCAAUUGAAUGGUUUUAUCGAACAUUUGAGUGACAAUUCAUUCCAUUUAAUGUAGACAUCGGUUACACAAUCAUUACAACAAUGACUACACUAAUGAUGGAUACAAUUGAUGACAAUUAUGACAUCAAUAUUGUUGACAAUAGUGAAGAUCAAACAACACGUGACAAACACAUUGACACUAAUCAAGAGUCCAAUGAAGAGCCAAAUGAAGAGCCAAAUGAAGAGCCGAUUAAUGAACCAAAGAAUGUGGACAAAGAUUGCAGUCAACUGAAUGAACCAAAUUCACAGUCAGUGGUGUCGACAACCACUUCCAGUACUAAGUAUUAUAGAAAAACUUCAUCAGAAAUGGCAAUCAAAUUAUGGAAAGUAUUGGAAACGAUUGAUUGGCAAAAGAGUGGACAAGAAUUGAAUGAUUUGGUCAUCAAACAGAUGAUUGAUGUCUUCAAUGUUAAAGUCAAUGACAAGCGAAUCAACCAAUUACUCGAUUGGGCCGUUGAAGACAAACUAGUGAUCAAAGAGACCAAUGAUGUCUAUUAUGUGAGAUAUGUGCCAAACUAUGACCGCAAACUAUUGCCCGAACUAACCAAUGAUUGGUUAUGUUUUGAGUGCCAUUCGGUUUUGGAUCAGUUGUUAAUUGAUUGCAAUCAGUGCUUCCGUUUGUUCCACAAGACGUGCAUUAAAGACAAACUGAAAGAAUUGCCAAACGAUUCGUUAGUUUGUUUCUAUUGCCGACAAUUGACUGAAACGGAUGAAACAUUGAGAGUGAAUAAAGUUUCCAAAGAAGUACUCAACAAAUCAAUAGAUUUGUUGAUAAAAAAUUUGUGUCUCAGUUAUGAUUCACAAUUGUUCGCUAAAUAUAACAUCGAUUGGAAUAAAGAGGUUCUGAUGUUUGUCUUCAAAGAGAUGGAUUUGGAGACAAUACGUCAAAAUGCAAUACAAUGCAAAUACAACAAACUUCAAGAAAUGGUUAACGAUUUCAAACAUUUUAUUCACAAUUACAUGGUUUGUCGUAAAGACAACUUUAAACAACAGUUUAAAGAUAUCAUUGAAUUUGAUAAGAAGUUCAACCACGAGAUUAAAGAGUUGAAGCUUUGCGUUGACUGCUAUUUGUAUUCAUCGGACGUAACCUAUGAUUCGGACGAUAAACCGCAUGAAUGGUUCACUUUGGUAUGCGAUCCGCCGCAUGAGUUAGUAUUUGCAAAGUUGGGUAAAUACCCGGCCUGGCCAUCAAAAGUGAUUGCUGUACUGCCCGGUGGCAAACAAUAUGACGUUCGCUUCUUUGAUCCGCCGGACUUUUCCCGAGCCAUUCUUCCCAAAAGCAAAUUGUCUCCAAUCGAAGGUUUUCGAUAUGAAGAAGACGACGAUUUGGAAGUUCCGGUUCAGCUCUUGGAGGAACACAUCUGCAAAUUGAAUGCAAAAGGCAUCAAAUAUGUCCAAACUAUUCGUGGAAUAACACAAAAGAGACGUCAUUCGGAAACCCCCGACACUGGCGAACGACCGCAUAAAAAGGCUAAGAAAUCGGUGACGAAUUGUCAACUCAUUUAUUAAUGCUUUGUUUUCUUUUGUUUUUUUCAUUACUUAUUUAAUUCAUUUUCAUUUAUUAUUAGUUUUG